AUGACCAACGAGGUGUACAAGUGGCCAAUCCAAAGUCGUCGGAAGAAAAGAGAACCUGCGGCGCCAAAGUGCCUCAAACGGCCGCCGCCAUCAGUGCUGCCCGGCGCAAAUAAGCGUCAGAAGCCGUCUGCAGCAAGCCCAGCCACACUUCUUGGGCCGACACAGGCCGCAGAUCGUGUGGCCGUCAAAGACUCGGAGCAUCUUCACACUCUGGCUCAACGUUUGGCUACCGGGCGGACUGACGCAGUGCUCCUUCAAAUCCUACACGCGAAUCCAUUCAAGAAGACUUUGCUCGACAAGCCGCCGUCCAUUACAGGUGGUCAGCCAUGCAGAGGCAUGACCGCAGACCUACAUGGAUCGACUGUCUUUGUGUUGGAUACUUUCAUGCGCCGAGGCACUCUUCAUGCAGACGUGGCACAUGUGCGUGCAAGGGACAAGCGAAACACAGCAGCGAACUCCAGCACUAGUUUUUCUCUCGGAACACUUUCAACAGUCAAAGUUCAAGAUCUGUCCAACACAAGAGUCGAGCUUGUGGUGACCACAGUUCACGGGCGAGAUGUCCAUCUGGAGAAAGUUGGAGGCAAGCUUCAAAACUUGGACCUGCUUCCCUUGCCGCUGCCAUCUAUGCAAGCGCCAACAUUGAAGGGUCCCAUGUCCAAUGGCGACAACGAAAUUGUCACCGUCGCACCCCAAGCCGCAUUACACCACACCCAGACAUUUGGUACAGCCAAAGAGCCCCAUAGAACUGAGCCAAGAGCAGACAAGAUGUGGUCAGGUUGGAUUCUGGACGUGCCGCACUCUGUGCAGUUUUGCGCGCAGCCACAUCGAUGUGUUACGUGCAAGGGAAGCGGUGGAGCAAAAGUUGAGGACAAGGGGAAUUACCAGGUCACAGAUGCUGAUGUGCUUCGAGCUUUUCCAAAUGUCAUUGUUGUUAAAGCGCCGCAGCAAAAGAGGCAUUUCAUGACCAGGCGCUACUUGCUGGAGAUCUUGCUGCAUUUCUAUAGUUCUCUCAAUUGCAGAGAAAUCCGUCGCAAGCUCAUGGAUGUUUGCGCUGCGCAGACAUUGCAUGCUGAUUUGCUCUGGCAGGCGCAUGCGACACCGAAGGCCGAAGUUCUGCGGUGGACAGUCCGGCAAGCCUUUGGUAAAACCUUGGGAAACAUUGUUGAGUCUCUGCAAUCCAAGCUCUUUGUCUACAACGGGCAAGGUAUACGUCACGAUGGCAACAUGAAAUUGGCCAAACGAGUGAUGGUGCCUAAGGAGAGGAUCUUCCCUCGCUUGGGUCGGAAACGACGCAUCCUCGGCAGUCGCAAGAGGUUCGGGCGGGUCGUCCUCGCUUUCACAGGUGUCGAUGGCAGUUUAUUAGCCCCACCAUGCAUCGUAAAGACCGAGUCCAACAAGGAAAUUGCAGCAACCUUGCGGCCCCUGCUGUUGCAGCUCAAGCACUCACGCUUGCGCGCAGGAUGUACAAUCGAGCAGUCCAUACCCGUGUUCCACGCUACAGACAACUACAGGGGUCAACGUCUGUGUCUAGCAAAACUCUAUCGAGAGCUCUGGCCUGACCUUCGAGUGCAGUCCUGGUCCCGCACCAGGAAAGGCGAUGCUGUUCGACGACAAGACCUACCCGUGGGCUGCACCAUCGUCGGCGACCCCCAGCAUGAUUGCAUCAACUUGGCCAAGGUCUUGCAUUUUCGCGCAAGCGACAAAGAGAACCUCAUGGAAGAUCACGCCGAAACAAUGCACCGCUUGGCAGCCCCAGAUUACCCAGGUAGGGCGUACGCCUUGCCUGUCCCUGAGCGACAGCUUUCCAAGGAGGCUGUUGCCUUGUUGUGGAGUGCAUGCAUCGAUCCAUGGCCCAAAUGGCAAAACGUCUUCCAACAUUCCACAGAAGGUGUUAUACAAGAAGCCAAGAAUUUUCUCACUUUACCUCGGGUCCAAGAAUGCAAAGCUUGGCUGCCUGCCUUCAAAGGGUUUCCACCAAGACGGACCUUGGGGCGGAUCGCCAAACGCUUCGGAGCCGACCUGCAUCCAACUUGCCAGCCUUUCGGAUUCGAAAGUGAGAAGGAAUUUCGAAAGGAGAUUCGGCGUAUCAUGCGUUGGUACAAGCAUGGCAAAAAAAGCAUGCGCAAGAAUCGAAACUUACCGAGGAAGGACAAUGUACCCGAAUAUACGAAGGGGUUGAAAACAACUUUCACGAAAAAAGUGCGAACGCACUUCCGGAGGCUGCUGGGCCCCAUCCGGCAGGAAGGCCUUUGGGCCUGGCGAGCCAUGAGCCGCGCUCUCCGCAAGGCCAGCAUCUGCCAACAGAGCCUCGGCUACUCACAAACUAGCCUGCAAACUCCUUCUGGGGCAGCUGGAGCCAAUGCCGCAGAAGAAACCAGACAACAACGCCUGACAGGCACUGCUUCCUCCGUUGAAGCCAGUGCCACAAACGUGCUCCAACACAGCAUUGCCUUGUCGCACAUGCAAUGGAGAACCCACUACAAUGAGUUUCUUCCAAUGAUGCCCCGGGGACAAGGGAGGAAGAAGGAGAAUGAAUUUAUUGCUACAAUCUACAGACAUGUACUGAGCGGCACAGUCUCGGUGGAACGUGUGUGGAGCUAUUUCCUCUCCGAAUUUCCAAGGGCCAACAGAUGUAUGAGCAAAUCCUAUUUUGACCUCAUGGCAGCUUUGCUCUGGAUUCGACACAUUCUGCGACAUGCUCGUGCAGACAGGUUGCUGAUUGCAAUGUGUGAAUCAGAAGGAGCAGACGAGUCAGCAGGUCAGCCCGAGACCAAACCUGAGAGUGGUCUUGCAGGAGCGCUGUCAACCCCAGAGACUGCAUCCAGGCCGCCGCAUUCGCCCGCUCCGGCAUCAACAAGCGACGGCAUUGCCCGCAGAUUGUCCUUUUCAUCACCCAGCGGAAUGCCCACUCCUCCCCCACAGGAACCGCGAGAGGAGAUCCCGUCGCCACCCUUGCCGUCGCCAACGCCGCCCGACUUCGAGACUCCACCGCAAGCAGGCUUGCCCAAAGCCGAAUCAAGCAAAUGGGGCGUCACCUUUCACGCACCCAAGAACAAAGCGCAAUCAAUCCAGGAACCCGUCGAGCCUUUCCUGGCCAAGUUGCACAACGCGCAAGAUGAAGACCAGGUGCUGGAUGUGCUGUGGCCCCCCUACUUGUUUCAAAACAUGAGGACCUGCGAUGAAAUCUUUGACACAAUUCAAUCCAAACUCAGCGAAAUCUGGCAAGAUACAAGAACACACAGGGAAAUCGCCUUGGAUUCAGAGUUCACACUUGCCAAAGUGUUUCCCAGACCGUUCUACAAGGCAGCGGAGGCCGUCGCUCUGCACAACGGAUGGCAUUUGGAAAGCUUCAUGUUGUCACUCCUCAAUAAUUUGCCGUUCAUUGAACACAGGGCCACACGUCUGACUCCAACAGCCGGGAAACAAUUGGAGCAACUCGUGCAGAUUCCUGCCGUGACUUCUUCGGCCCCGCCGCCAAAAGAUGGAGACACGGAAAGCAAUGGUGCAAAGCGUAGGAAGACCGAGGACACAGAGGAAAGCAACGAGCAAGCAGAAGCCCGUGAUGCCCAAGAUCCCGACCUCCAGGCAUGGCUCCAAGAAGCCAGCAAGAUGUAUGGAGCUGACGGCCUCUUGUCUGUGAAGCCAGGUGAAUAUGUCCACCAGAUAAGCCCUGGCAUCCCAGUGAUGCUUGCAGGGCCGGCCAGCAGCAGGAAGAGUUCCCAGUGUGAGUUCACCCGAAGCUUGCUUCAGGAUUCGCGAUUCGCACCAGACGAAAUGAAGCAGUGCAGCCUGGUGGAGGCCACGCUCAGAGGAGCGGAAGCAGAUUCCAAGAUUACUGGCCAAGAACGCAUAGGAUUGACUUGCUACAAAGCCUUGGUGAAGCUCUAUGGCCAAGUGGAAGCAUGCGAGUGGAGCUUGAAACCAACACCGAACGGGUUCCCAAAGCGCAUGUCGGUGGCGUUUAGUGGCCCGCGCAAUCCGCAGGAUGAGGAUUGCGGAGAAAAAAUGAACACUGGCAUCUUGCAGUCUCUACAUGACUGGCUUCUCGGAAAGGUGUCCAACAAACUUUGUCGGGUGGCAGAGAUCUUAAAGACAGUCAGGUCAGCUACCAAUGAAUGGCUGGACAAGAAAACUGAGGAAUGGAAGGACAUAGACAAAAGCUGGGCAACAAAGCUCUCUUUCAUGACCAGCGACAUCAUCCGCUUUGCCGCGGUCAAUAUGCGCAUUGCAGAAUUCUUUGAAGCAAUGACUCCUGCUUUCAAGGAGAAAGACACCACGACAAGAGUGACCUUCAACCACUUCGAGGUGGUGGCCGCCUGUUGGCUUUGGCUGCGCCAAGUGCACCUUGUCAGAGGCGCCUUGAACGCAUUGACAGGUUUGGCCAACUUCAUGGACUCCAUGGAAGGCAAGUUGGACUUCAAAGAACGGAGUCUCGCAAACGAAAUGGUCAAAGCGCAGCCACAAGAGUCCAAAAGAGCACCGUGCUUGACAGGUGAAGACUUGUUGAUGCACCAAAUCAUGGAAUUACCAUGCACUUCAGGAGGAGUGGAAUUCAACACCAGCCAGAUCAGGGAAAAGAUACGCAACAAGUAUCGAAGUGAUAACAAAAUUGCAGAGAAGAUCUUGGCCGCGGUACAAAAACUUGAAGACAACGGGUUGUUACUGAUGAAAAGACACGAAAAACCCAACAGAGGCGGCCGCAAAGUUCAGACAUAUGCAAAGCCAACUUUGAGCCAGGUGGAAGCCAACCAAAAGGCCACGGAAGAGCGCAUGCGCUUGAAUAUCGGAAAAGACCUACCCGUGGGCUGCACCAUCGUCGGCGACCCCCAGCAUGAUUGCAUCAACUUGGCCAAGGUCUUGCAUUUUCGCGCAAGCGACAAAGAGAACCUCAUGGAAGAUCACGCCGAAACAAUGCACCGCUUGGCAGCCCCAGAUUACCCAGGUAGGGCGUACGCCUUGCCUGUCCCUGAGCGACAGCUUUCCAAGGAGGCUGUUGCCUUGUUGUGGAGUGCAUGCAUCGAUCCAUGGCCCAAAUGGCAAAACGUCUUCCAACAUUCCACAGAAGGUGUUAUACAAGAAGCCAAGAAUUUUCUCACUUUACCUCGGGUCCAAGAAUGCAAAGCUUGGCUGCCUGCCUUCAAAGGGUUUCCACCAAGACGGACCUUGGGGCGGAUCGCCAAACGCUUCGGAGCCGACCUGCAUCCAACUUGCCAGCCUUUCGGAUUCGAAAGUGAGAAGGAAUUUCGAAAGGAGAUUCGGCGUAUCAUGCGUUGGUACAAGCAUGGCAAAAAAAGCAUGCGCAAGAAUCGAAACUUACCGAGGCUGCUGGGCCCCAUCCGGCAGGAAGGCCUUUGGGCCUGGCGAGCCAUGAGCCGCGCUCUCCGCAAGGCCAGCAUCUGCCAACAGAGCGGCACAGUCUCGGUGGAACGUGUGUGGAGCUAUUUCCUCUCCGAAUUUCCAAGGGCCAACAGAUGUAUGAGCAAAUCCUAUUUUGACCUCAUGGCAGCUUUGCUCUGGAUUCGACACAUUCUGCGACAUGCUCGUGCAGACAGGUUGCCCACAUGGUUGGAAGGAGAUGGGUUGGCUGCUACUAAGAUCGAUACAGUUCUUUCUUUGGCGCGUGCUUGCAUGGAUGAUGAAGAUUCAGAAAUUUUGGAUUUUGGCAGUGUCUUCCAGUGA
This is a messenger RNA of Cladocopium goreaui, 5679 nucleotides long. NCBI's taxonomy places the organism in Eukaryota, Dinophyceae, Suessiales, Symbiodiniaceae. The record is from the annotation of a GenBank genome assembly.